Molecule: messenger RNA, 483 nt
Organism: Phanerochaete carnosa HHB-10118-sp
Lineage: Eukaryota; Fungi; Basidiomycota; Agaricomycetes; Polyporales; Phanerochaetaceae
Exons: 1
Coding region: 1-483 (160 amino acids)
Source: RefSeq, a predicted model, not a curated record
AUGCCCCCAAACGGAUUCUCCGCCCUGCACCAACCCAUUUGCGCCUUCUCACCACACCACCACAGACGAAUGACUCAGUCAAAUGAAGAGCUGUGGCAGGAGCUUCUAUCAUCUGCGGACAGUGAUCUCUCCCUGGGCUACGUGGACCUUGCCACUGACGCGUACCGUAUGACAGGCCAAUAUGUGGAAAUUUCGAUACUGUUCCUGCUACAGAGCCCCGGCGGUAGUACUGGUCUGAACAAUUUCUUGGUCGAGCGUUAUGGCGUAUUCAUAGACUGCACCACAACCCUCGACCAAGAAAUUGCCAGUGCGGUAUGGGAAACGAAGCUUACGGUCACCCAGGCGCUGCUGCUCAGUACUCGGUGGCUCAUGCUUCUCGGCACGGUUCUGAAGGCUGCACCCUCGACAGGAGCGCGCUGUGAGCUCGCCAGUGCUCAAGGAUACCGUGACAAUGAUCUUACGGUACUGCCCGCCGGGCCCUAG